Molecule: messenger RNA, 1584 nt
Organism: Aureobasidium namibiae CBS 147.97
Lineage: Eukaryota; Fungi; Ascomycota; Dothideomycetes; Dothideales; Saccotheciaceae
Product: MFS general substrate transporter
Exons: 10
Coding region: 1-1584 (527 amino acids)
Biological process (GO): transmembrane transport
Cellular component (GO): membrane
Molecular function (GO): transmembrane transporter activity
Source: RefSeq, a predicted model, not a curated record
AUGCCGACAUGUAUGGUGGAUGGAAGCAAAGAGCAUCGAAACAGAAUCGAUGCUCUGUCGGUUCAGCUUUCGAGAGCUUCUACUCUGGUAGAACAGCAACCAGACACUACAGCACUACACGCACAGUUUGAAGGUAGAGAGUUGUACGAUUACCGUGCAACCUGGACAUUCGAGGAAGAAUCAAAGGUCAAACUGAAAACCGACAUACGGCUUCUCGGUUGGCUCUCGAUCAUGUUCUUCGCGGCGCAAUUGGAUAGCACGAAUAUAUCAAAUGCCCUUGCGGACAAUUUCCUCCAUGACCUUGGGUUCACUAUGACGGAAUAUGGUAAUGGCACGAUGAUACACCGUAUUUGCUUCUUGAUUGGAGGGCUCCCGUCUCAAAUGAUUGCCAUGCGUUAUGGAUAUCGGUAUCUUCUUUCUGGACUGUUGUGUGCAUCAGGAGCCGUAGCCUGGACUCAAGCUUGGAUGCAAAGUGCAGCUGGGUUCUAUUUUACCAGAGGUCUGAUAGGAUUACUUGAAGGUGGAUUCGGACCAUUGACGGUGAUGUGCUUAUCCAAUUUCUACACCAACAAGGAGUUGGGCUUUCGAAUAGCCAUACUGAGUUCUGGGAUCAACAUUGCAAGAGCACUGUCCACUUUACUGGCUGCUGGCUUGCUUACUAUGCGAGGAACGGCUGGUAGACCAGGUUGGUUUUGGUUGAUCCUGAUCAACGGCUUACUGAUCUUCGUGAUCGGACUUGCGAGUAUAUUCUACCUGCCCUCUGGACCGACAAGGACUCAGACAGUCCUCUGGAGGAAGCCGUGGUUCACAAAGAGGGAGCAAAUGAUCGCGAUCAACAGGCUGCUCAGAGACGACGCUUCGAAAGGCAGGACAGGCUCCAAAACUCGCGCAAGCAUGCGCGAUAUCUGGAACACAUUCAAAGAUCCAGGGUUGAUCGGUUUCUGGUUUUGCGCCAUGAUCAUCUACAUUCCCAAAAGCCCCGUCUCGCAAUACCUCGUGCUCAGCCUCAGACAACUCGAUUUCUCGCGAUUCGAAAGCAACGUCCUGACCAUGCCCUCCGACUUCAUUCGCGUCAUCACAAUACUCACCCUCACACGAAGCAGUGGCCACUUCAAGGAAAAGGCAUUCCACUGCACCAUACCAAACUUUAUAGAGAUACCACUAUUCGCGACACUGUUGCUCCUACCCUCGUAUGGCUAUGCGUGGGUGAGAUUCGCAAUCCUCACGCUGAUCAUUGGGACGCCUAGUUCCCAUCCUAUCAUAGUUUCGUGGAUCAGCUGUAAUAGCUUUGAUCCCAAGAAGCGAGGUAUAGCUAUUGCUUUGUUUGGCACGAUUCAUGAGAUUGGCAGUUUUGCAGCUGCAUACAAUGACAAACCGUACUACUAUACUGGUAACAAGGUUCUGAUAUCGAUAUGUGCGGCAUCUGUGGUGGUCAUCUUGACACACAGAGAGGUCCUCAAGCACAUUGACCGGAACAAGAAAAAGGCAUGGGAGAAUCUGAGUGAGAUUGAGCAGAGAGACUAUGAUCGAGUCCAGGGAUCCAGGAGUGGGAACAAGAGUCUUACUUUUUCUUUUGGCUACUGA